UGGCAGGAGCCGGCUCAGCGGGCGGCAACGGCUGAGGGGCUGGGGCCCCCUGGCGCCGAACGUAAGGCGCCGCCCCCUGCCCGGACCCGGGAUGGCCGGCAUCAUCAAGAAGCAGAUCCUGAAGCACCUGUCCAGGUUUACUAAGAAUCUCUCUCCGGACAAAAUCAACCUGAGCACACUGAAAGGUCAGGGGCAGCUGACCAACCUGGAACUGGAUGAAGAGGUGCUGCAGAAUGUGUUGGAGCUGCCCACCUGGCUAGCGAUCACCCGUGUCUACUGUAACAAGGCUUCCAUCCGGAUCCAGUGGACGAAACUGAAGACGCACCCGAUUUGUCUGUACCUGGAUAAGGUGGAGGUGGAGAUGCGAACCUGUGAAGAGCCUCGGCCACCCAAUGGACAGUCUCCCAUUGCUCUCGCUGCAGGUCAAAGCGAGUAUGGCUUUGCCGAAAAAGUUGUGGAGGGAAUGCUCGUUGUUGUCAAUUCCAUCACCAUCAAGAUUCACUCCAAGGCCUUCCACGCCUCUUUUGAACUGUGGCAGCUCCAAGGAUACAGCGUGAAUCCCAACUGGCAGCAGAGCGACCUACGUUUCACCCGCAUCACUGACGCUCAUAGAGGAGAGGUUCUGACAUUUAAAGAGCUCACCUGGCAGACACUUCGGAUAGAGGCAGAUGCCACUGACAAUGGUGAUCAGGAUCCCACUACCACUCCUCUGAGGCUCAUUACCAAUCAAGGCAGGAUCCAAAUUUCUCUCAAGAGAAGGACCAAAGAUUGCAACGUGGUGGCAUCUAAGCUCAUGUUCCUCCUUGACGACUUGCUCUGGGUGCUGACAGACUCUCAGCUGAAAGCCAUGAUGAAGUAUGCAGAGUCCUUGAGUGAAGCCAUGGAGAAAUCUGCCCAGCAGAGGAAGAGUAUGGCACCAGAACCUGUCCUGACCCCACCACCUGCUCCUAGUGCCCACCAGUCCUGGUCCCAGACAUUUGGAGGCAGUCUGAAUGCACGCAGCAUCAGCCAGUACUUUGAGAAGUAUGACAUGAAAGAGUCCUCCUACCACCUAUUCAUCUCCCGUCUGGACCUGCACAUCUGUGAUGACAGCCACACCCGGGAGUCAGGCUCCUCAAAGCAUGGGGUGAUGGGAGGUGCAAUGCAGCUCACCUUCAGGAGAAUGGCUUUUGACUAUUAUCCCUUCCACUGGACAGGAGACACCUGCAAGCAUUGGGUGAAGUACUGUGAGACCAUGGAGACUCAGGGACAGUGGGCAAAGAAGCUGGUGAAUGAAUUUCAAAGCAAGAUGGAGAAGCACUGUGAAGAAAUGGACGCUGGAUCCACCAAGACUCCAGGGUCUCCCUUCAAAAAGCAACCAGACACUUUGUCCAGUCCUCACAAAAGCCCCCCAAAGAAAGGCUGCCCCCAAACACGUGCACCUCCUGCAAGCUUACCGCAGCUUCGGCACCCUUCAUGGAACCGUCUCCGAUCCAGCUGCGUGGUAGUCCGAGUGGAUGACCUGGACAUUCAUCAGGUUUCCACAGCUGGUCAGCAGAGUAAGAAACCUUCCACCUUGCUUUCCUGCAGCAGGAAAUCCCUUCCAGACCAGGUCUCUGCAAUUCAUAUCGAGUUCACAGAGUAUUACUUCCCAGACAAUCAGGAAUUUCCAGUUCCAUGCCCAAACCUUUACCUGCAGCUGAAUGGCCUGAUGUUUACUCUGGACGCAGAGAGCAUGCUCUGGGCAAAUCUCUUCUUCCUAGAUCUCUAUCGCAGCCUGGAGCAGUUCAAAGCCAUUUACAAGCUGGAGGACUCGGGAAAGCGGGAUGAGCAUGUUGAUGUCCGACUGGAUGGCUUUAGGCUGAAGCUAAGCAUCCCGGUGGAGAAGAAAGUAACUGAUCAUCGGGACCGUCCCAAGGCCCUCUCCAUUCACACCUCGGAGAUGACUGCCACCAACUCACGCUACGACCCUCACUGCAGCUGCUCAGCCCUCCAGAACAUCUUUCGCAGAUUUGCCAAUUCAGAGUUCUUCCACUCCACCUACACCCAGUUCCCAAAGUCUCAGAACAACUUCAGCAUCCUCCACACACUCUUUCUACGCCAUGCAUAUCAGGUGGAAGCCAAAGCCCAGAAAUGUACCGGCUUCGCCCAUUCAACUUGGAGGACCUCUGCUUCUGAAGACCUGUGGUCUGUUUACUUCACCCAGAUCUCCCUGGACUUUGAGGGGGCUGAGAGUUCAAAGGGCAGAGCUCUUAACUUUAUUGACCCUUUCCCCCUCUCCAUUUGGGUUUGCCUUCCCAAGAGAUGGGAGCAAGCUCAGGUGUCCAAGCUGCAGGCCUCUGCUGCCUCAGAAUUGAAAAUCAAGCCUUCUGCUAGCUUUAGUAAUCAUGCCAAAUACCAGGACCGUACCAGACAGCCUGGGCUCUGCCAAAGAUCAAAGACUGAGCAGGACCUGAAAAGCAUUAACAAGGUCCCGGGGGCAAAGGACAUCUUGGGAGAAUGUGACUGUGAUGAUGGCAGAGACGAUGCUCAAGAGAUGGAAGCCUCUGCUGAUAUUCACGUGCUUGCGUACUCGACGGCUCAUGUGAAAAUGCGGCUCAACCACUACCAAUACCUGGUGCUGCUCAGGAUGAAGGAAAUUUUGCAGGCACUGCAGGAGCAGUUGGCCCAAGAUACACAGGAAUUGGCCGGAUCUCCCUUAGAACCCGUGACUGCAUGCAUGGGCAUCAUGUUCAACAGUGCCGAAAUGGCCCUGCUCAUGCAUCCCAUCCCAGGCUCUGGCUCAGAAGCCAGGUCCAUAGACUCUGAUACAACGAGCCUGAUAGAAUCUGAGCUCUCACCCUCAGACAGCAGGGAGGGGCUGGCUACUGAAGAGAAGGAGCUGAAAUCAGAUGCCAGGUCAGAGAAGGAAGUGAGCAGCCCCUCAAAAGUCCUGGAAGACAGCGGGAUUGAAAACACGGAUGUGAGCAUGACCGUGUUGCCAGAGAGACUGCCAGGAUCCUUGAGUGAUGGAGCUCUGGGAGCAGCUGACACAGCAGAUCCACAGAGCAAGAGCAUGGCGGAGAGGGGACCAGUUGAGGAAGCACAUGAAGCCGUAGAAGCCCUGGAUACAGAGAGACUGAGCGAGCCCAGCAGCCACUCUCAAACCCCUCUUGCCCUUUCUUCCAGCCAGUCCUCAGAGGCACCACCAUUAGAGAGUAGAGACAUCCCUCUCAAAGAGCAGGCAGAACUCAUCCCCUUGAAGAACCUAGAUGUAGAAUUAUCAAGCGCACUGCAUAUGACUAAGGAUGCCACUAAGGAAGCCCUGCACGUGACCAUGGACCUCACAAAGGAAGCCAUGUCUAUAACUAAAGACGCUUUCAGUCUGAGCCGGGAGAAGAUGGCUUCUACCAUGCAGAAAAUGCUCUCUCUACCCCCAACCAAGGAGCCUAUGUCUAAAGCUGAAGAGGGGACAGCAACCCCUGUGGGCGGCAGCAGCAGCCGAAUGCAUUUCUUCUCCAUGAAGAGGACUGCAUCCCAGCAUUCCUUUGAUGCCGCCUCCCUAGACGGGAACUGCCCCGAAGACAGGCUGUCUGUGGACAGUGAUGGCAGUGAUGGCUUCGUGAUGCUCAUGGACCCUGAGCAUAGCCUGGAUUCCCUCACCCCGGGACAACUUCUUCAGGACCUUCAUGAUGCAGGCAGCAGAGCAAGCCCAAUGGUAGAAGAUGAGGAUAGAGGGACGCCUGACAUGAACAGCUCAGCUUCUCAGAGUGGAGAAGACCCUAGCCUUCAGCUGGUCUCUGUUCUGGUGCUGAAAAUGAAUGAGGUGAACUGCGGGAUAGAGGCAAAAGGCGAUGAUCUGUCACUUGCUGUACAAGUUAUGGAGGUUACUCUAGAGCAGUUGGGCAAUAUUGGAAUGUGGCAGUAUCUACAAAGCAGUUGUGUGGGGGAUCCAAGCGUAGAGAAGCCCUUAACCACAGAAGCGAAUCAGACUCAGCCAGAAGUGUGCUUACGUCUUGAAAUAGGACCGAGCGCCAUUGUGCACUCACCUCUGGCUAUCCAGAAUGGGUUCCUUCACAUCCUGAUCCACAGCUAUAAUGCAGAGCUCCUGAUGUCCUCCCUCACCAACCUCGGACCUUUCCUCGAGGACGAAGUGGUACCUGAGGUGAUUCCCAUGAAGAUAGAAAUUGUGGAUGCCAAGAUUACACUGAAGGAUGACAGCCCUCGGGUGUACCCUACCUCUCCUGGCACCAUCCCCAUAACCUUGGUGGUGGAACAUAUUGUUGUGAAGCGCAGCGAUGAUGGAGUGUUCUCUGUAAUAGCUGCACAAAAGGAGGGACUAUCUUUACAGAAAAAGCCUGAGCAAGGUCUGAAGGAAAAGAAGGUCCCAGUAAAGAGACUCUUGGCAAUCCCAACAGGAGCAGUACAUGAACUACAGCUAAAGGAAGCCCCAGCAUUGCAGAAGGAGCUGCACGCCAUGAAAAUAGCCCUAGCAGAAGCCAAUCUGGACAUAGCGCGCCUUCUGCAGGAAAUUAGGAAAUACGAUCCCCUCUUCCAGCUUUGA
Molecule: messenger RNA, 4522 nt
Organism: Emys orbicularis (European pond turtle)
Lineage: Eukaryota; Metazoa; Chordata; Testudines; Emydidae
Gene: BLTP3A
Product: bridge-like lipid transfer protein family member 3A
Exons: 21
Coding region: 92-4522 (1476 amino acids)
Molecular function (GO): histone deacetylase binding
Source: RefSeq, a predicted model, not a curated record